This is a messenger RNA of Eublepharis macularius, 2783 nucleotides long. RefSeq names its product histidine ammonia-lyase (gene HAL). The record is from RefSeq and is a predicted model, not a curated record. The transcript has 20 exons. The coding region runs from base 17 to 2005 and encodes 662 amino acids. Gene Ontology annotation, molecular function: histidine ammonia-lyase activity. Gene Ontology annotation, biological process: L-histidine catabolic process. NCBI's taxonomy places the organism in Eukaryota, Metazoa, Chordata, Lepidosauria, Squamata, Eublepharidae. Gene Ontology annotation, cellular component: cytoplasm.
UAGAUAAACGACAAGUAUGCCAAGGUACACAGUACAUGUCCGAGGGGAAUGGAUCGCUGUGCCUUGCCAAAAUGGUACAAACACUGUGAGAUGGCUGGGCAAAGAAGCGGUGAGGCGUUAUAUGAAAAACAAGCCUGAUAAUGGUGGGUUUGCAUCUGUGGAAGAGGUGGAAUUCUAUGUCCGCCGUUGCAAAGGACUUGGAUUGCUGGACCAUGAUGAUGAAUUGGAUAUUGCACUGGAAGACAAUGAGUUUGUGGAAGUUGUAAUACAAGGAGAUGUAAGUUCUCCAGACUUCAUUCCAUCACAGCCAGAAGGAGUUUAUUUAUAUAGUAAAUAUCGAGACCCGGAAGAGUAUAUUUUUUUAGAUGGAAACAGUCUGACCACAGAGAAGUUGGUCAGUUUAGGAAAGGGCCUCUAUAAGAUCAAGCUUACUCCUGAAGCUGAAACUAAAGUCAGAGCAUCAAGUGAUGUUAUUAAAACUAUUGUAGAAGAUGCAAAAGAUCCUGUAUAUGGAAUCACUACAGGCUUUGGAAAGUUUGCACGAACCCGUAUUUCAAAGUGUAAACUACAGGAGCUUCAGGUGAAUUUAAUUCGGUCACAUUCUGCAGGUGUUGGGAAACCUUUGAUCCCUGAAAGAUCUCGUAUGCUUUUAGCUCUGCGGAUCAAUGUUCUAGCAAAAGGAUACAGCGGGAUUUCACUGGAAACUCUUCAGCAAACAAUUGAUGCAUUUAAUGCAUCCUGCCUUCCCUACAUCCCUGAGCAAGGGACCGUUGGAGCCAGUGGAGACUUAGCCCCUCUUGCCCAUCUUGCGCUGGGGCUGAUGGGAGAAGGAAAGAUGUGGUCCCCAAAGAGUGGAUGGGCUGAUGCAAAAUAUGUGCUGGAAGCCCAUGGAUUGAAACCAAUUAACUUGAAGCCAAAAGAGGGCCUUGCUCUUAUCAAUGGGACACAAAUGAUUACUUCACUAGGAUGUGAAGCAGUUGAAAGGGCUGCAGCAAUUGCCAAACAAGCUGACAUAGUGGCUGCUCUCACACUGGAAGUUCUGAAGGGUACGACAAGAGCAUUUGACACUGAUAUUCAUGCAUUGCGACCACAUCCUGGGCAGAAUGAGGUGGCUUUUCGAUUCAGGUCACUUUUAAACUCAGACCAUCAUCCCUCUGGAAUAGCAGAAUCUCAUCGAUUUUGUGAAAGAGUACAAGAUGCAUAUACGUUACGUUGUUGUCCUCAGGUCCAUGGUGUUGUGAAUGACACAAUUGCUUUUGUAAAGGAAAUUAUCCAGACGGAAAUCAACAGUGCAACAGACAACCCUAUGGUUUUUGCUGAAAGAAAGGAGACAAUUUCUGGAGGGAAUUUCCAUGGUGAAUACCCUGCAAAGGCUCUGGACUAUCUUGCAAUUGGUGUUCAUGAACUCUCUGCAAUUAGCGAAAGGAGAAUUGAACGGCUGUGUAACCCAUCCCUUAGUGAGUUGCCACCAUUUUUGGUCACAGAAGGAGGUCUGAACUCAGGAUUCAUGAUUGCACACUGUACGGCAGCAUCCCUGGUUUCUGAGAACAAAGCCUUGUGCCACCCCUCUUCUGUGGAUUCUCUUUCAACCAGUGCUGCUACAGAGGACCAUGUCUCCAUGGGAGGAUGGGCUGCGAGGAAAGCUCUAAAAGUCAUUGAGAAUGUUGAACAAGUGUUGGCUGUAGAACUCCUUGCAGCUUGUCAGGGCAUUGAAUUUCUACGCCCUCUGAAAACUACAACCCCAUUGGAGAAAGUCUAUGACCUUGUGCGUUCUGUUGUCAAACCAUGGUUAAAAGAUCGCUUCAUGGCCCCAGACAUUGCAGCAGCUCACAGACUGCUUGUGGACCAGAAGGUUUGGGAAGUAGCUGCACCGUACAUUGAAAAAUACAGAAGAGAGCACCCCCCUGAACACAGGCCUGGAUCCCCCACUGCUUUUUCCUUAGCACACGAAGGUGCUUCACGCUGUCGUCAUCAUCACCACCAUCACCACAGUGACUCAGAAUAAUUUGAUGUACAAUGUAUUGGCUCAUGGCCUACAUCUACCAUUGAAGAAUUAUAGGAUUUUAAAAAAAAUCCUCUUUGGUUUAUGAUAAGAAUUAGGGUGCUUACAAAUAGAUCUGUGAACCAAAAAGCAGGGGAAUGAAAAUGCCUACCUUAUUUUCCAUGCCAUAUAAGAAGUAAACAUAUUCUAUAGUUUUUCAUAUUGUACUUUUUUACAGCUAAGGCUCCAUUUCUUCACACUUCUCUUGGUCUUUAGCCCCAGUCUACAUCCCUUGCAGGUUGGUGGAAACAAAGGGUAUUUUUAAUUGUUAAAUUUUUUGUUGGAAAGGGAAAAUCAUUGCAUUACUUGAGCCCGUGAAGAAUAGGGCAUCAAUAUUUAAUUUUGGUAUGACUAUAAUAGCUUUUAUACUACACUUGUGGAUUUUGAAAGCGCUUCACAUAUAGUAUCUCAGUAAUCUUCACAUCAGACCUGUAAGGUAGUUUGAACUAUAAUCCUUUAUUAUAAUAUUGUUUGUCAAAUAAUUCAAGAAGCAUUCCUUGUAACCCACAGGAGUCCCCAUAUUAUCCUGAAGUGUGAGGAAGCUAAAGCUAACAGAGUAGCUUACAACAGCCAUGUUCUUACAGAGUGCAAAUCAAAUUAAUGCAUGGAUCUCAAAACACAUGCAGAACAGAUCACUCAAGGAAAUGAGCCAAACCGCACAAUACAAUUGAAGUCACAAUAUGGAUUAUAUUAUGUAUUACUGGAUUUUACAGACAAUAAAGACUUGAUAGACAUGAACACA